Drosophila nasuta is the source of this 6647-nucleotide messenger RNA. RefSeq names its product shavenoid (gene sha). NCBI's taxonomy places the organism in Eukaryota, Metazoa, Arthropoda, Insecta, Diptera, Drosophilidae. Gene Ontology annotation, biological process: imaginal disc-derived wing hair organization. Gene Ontology annotation, cellular component: cell cortex. The record is from RefSeq and is a predicted model, not a curated record.
UUUGAGAGCGACAAACCACACCACACAAAAGUUUUCGCCGACGACUUCCUCCAGCUCAGCUCGGCAGCGCCUCACUUGAAGUCGGGAGCCGCAGUCGCUUCGAUGACGGCGACCUUGAUAGACGUGCCAGCGGCUCCAUCUGAGACAUAGCUGAGACAGCGAUUGAAAACUGUGUGUUUUGGCCAAAAGAAAGAAAAGCGUCGGCGCUUGGCUCAAGAGAAAAACAAAAUAACAGAAAAAAAAAAAAAACAGAAACCGAAUGUUGUUGUUGCUAGUCUAGUUCGCUUUCUUUGCAACGCAAAUAAUAAUAAACAUAAUUUCUAAUUAAUGUUGUCGUGUUUUCGUCUUCACAAAUGUGGCAACAGUUAUAAAAAAUGUGCAAAAUGUGUAAAUUGUGAGUGCGGGCAUCUGAAUGUUUCGAGUGCAGUUAAUACAAAAAAAAAAGAAAAACAAAUCAACACAAAUCACAAACAACAUCACAACAACGAGUGUGCAAAUUCGUGUCUUAAGCUAAACCCAAAAGAAGACACACACAAAAUAAUACAAGAGUAAAGUGCUAGCUAGCACUUUAUUAUACCGUUAACAAGUUGCCAACAACAAGAACAACCAUUGCAACCAUUGGCAACAAUUUUGUGUAAACUGUUGAAGGUGUUAAUUUAUUCAUUGGCCGGAACAAACAAAAAAACACAGAUUAGACUCAUCAGCAGUGGAGCAGUGGAACAGCAGCACCCCGACCUGGUCGCUGCACUUGCUCCUCAUGCAUUAGCAAUGUUGCUCUUGCUAAGAUGCGGGGAACCAAAGUUGGCUCUUCCCCACCCCGCCCUCUCCCCCGCCGUUUGCUACUGUUGCUGUUGCUCCUGCAGUUGCUGUUCAAGUGUGGCAGAGCCACGCCCACAGCACCCGCUGCUGCAGCUGUAGCAGCGACAAUUGGUGGCGUUGAGGUCAUCGGCGCCACCUCCUUGGCAGCCACAAGAGCAGCUCUCUACGCGGCCGACGACAGCAAUCACAAUGACGACGACAACAACAACAGCGACGGCAACAACAGCAGAAAGCGAAGAACGGAGCGGAAAAACGACAGCAACAGGAGAGACAAUAAGAGAAAUCAACUAGAGGAUUUAAUGCCAGCAAAUUUACUGUUAGAGGAUCUGCAGCAGACUAACGGACAGCUAAUCAAUCUGACAAGGCAUUACGAUGGCGAUAUCUUCUAUACGAGUGGUCUUCGUCUCGGCCUCAGCGGCAGUUGCAAUGCGGACACCUGCAUCGGCCUUUCCAGCGGCACGGCGGCCGUGGUCCGUCUGGGCAGCGAUGGCAACGAUGCUGAUGGACUGGGUCAGGCCUCAGCCUCGUUGGCUGGCGGUCGCUUGGAGCUGUUGACGCGACGCAUGAAGCUGCAAAAGGCUAAUGCCAAUGCCCAGGCUCAGGGCCAGACGGAGGAUGCCGAUGAGGGCUGCAGUUGCCGUUGUUUGCCAUACUUGCGAGCCUAUCGCGAGGAUUUGGGCAUCUGUGUGGAUGACAUACAUGAAUGCUCUCUCUCACCAUUUGUCAGCGGCUCAUCAUCGGAGAAAAUUCCAUUUGUGUUUUUGCCACUGCGCGGCCAAAUCAUUUACCCCAGCAGAGAAAUCAGUUUUCCCAAUAUCCAUACGCCAGUAUGUGCGGUUACGGGUGCUCAGUACUUGGGCUCGAAUGGCUGGUCGGAUCUGCGUAAUCCCAUCGACACCGAUUAUCCGUUUCGAAUGUUCCGCGACGAGGGACGCAGCUUUCUGCAAUGGCUGGGCGAGGCGGAGCUGCGCCAGAAGAUGCAGGGUCGCCUCAUAGUCGUGCAUUUGGUUUGCCGCGACAUGACCGUGGCUCUCAAUGUCACACACAAGGACACUUUGAUGGCGCCCAAGAAUGUGCACUCGCCUUGUGUCGCCUUCCGAGUCAAUGGCAGUCCCGUCAAGUACUCUCACAAUGUACCAGAGGUCUUCUUUCAGCCCGCCAAUUCGACUACUCUCGCCUCAACUUCGGAUGGCAUGACGAUGCGCGAGUAUGUGGUUAUUGGCAUCUGCAGCCUGCUGCUGGGCCUCAUCUAUGUGGCCUCCGUUUUUCUCUAUCUGUUCAUGAAGAAACGCAAGCGAAGUGGGCGACACAACUCUCGUCACUCGCUGGAUAACAUUGGCAAUGAGAUCAACUAUCCGAAGAAUGAUCAGGUCACCUUUGGUGCUCCGUUCAGUCGCGUGGGCAGCAUCUACUCGGCCAAUAGUAUGGGUCUGGGCGGUGGCAAUGAUGCAGGCACUCGGGCCAGCAUGUCCAGUCUCAAAGAGGACAUGGGCAUUGUGAAGAAUAAUCCGCUGCUACAGCAUUUUCCACAGCUCGGAGAACGAGAGCAUAAUUCGGGCUUUGCCAGCGACAUUUCCAAUUCAAAUUCCGAGUGCGAAAUGGAGGAAAAGAUGAAGACAUCCGUUUCGGUUCUGGUGCAUCCACAGUUGAACAUGGGCAACAACAAGUCUCCGAAGCCUGGCAAUAACGUUGCCGAAAAUCCUGCUCAUGAGACCGAUGAAUUUCUGCAGGAGAACGAGUGUUUGCCCACAGAGAAUGUGGCUGUCAUUGAGGAUCUGAUGAGUGAAGAGAAGCUGGAGAAUCUGCGAGCCAUGGUCAAUGGUAAUGUGCGUAAGAAGCUUUACUUCAAUCCGGCUUACUUUGAACCACAUCUGCUGGCGGAACCACCGCAAGCUGCCAUUGAAUUUCUGCAAAAGAUACGAGAGGUAAUUGCCAUUGCCAAGUAUAAGAUGGCCUCCAAGCGUUACCAGCCAUCGCUCAACAUCAUACCGGAAGAACUACCCCCUGGAAUCAACGCUGCUUCCUCCUCGACCAUGUACAAUGUGCCGCUGCAACAGAAUCUACAGGCCAAGAGUAUGGGUGACAAGCGCAACAGCAUCGAGCAGUGGCUGCAGAGUGUGCCUAACACGGAAGUAACUCCCACGCCAAAAGCAGCGUCACCUAAGAAAAAUGGUCCCAGUGGUUCGCCAAGCAAAAACUCCUCGAUGCGCAAGGAGAUUUCCGCACCCAAGGAACGUCCUCCGCCGCCACCAAUGAAAAAGUCACAAGCGGAACCACAGUCAAAGCAAGACCAGGAGCCCAGCACGAGCAAACGUAUCCAUGAGGAGCCACCAAGGGCAGCCAAGUCGAGUCCAGAGCCUGUUAAACCCAAAACUCCACCUAGCAAUUCAUUUGAUAGCUACUCUGCUUACACCGCAGCCGUCUCGGCCAAUGUCUAUGGCUUUGCGGAGACUGGAGGCGAACUCUAUAACAAUCCAAAGUUUAUGUUGGCCGAUACGCCAACUGGUUCACUGCGCAGCAAUUCAAGUCUUACCAAGUCACUGCGCAAGCGCAGCGAAGUCCUGGAUCAGUUUGCAGCGGCCAAUUCGACGCCUACGUCGCUCAACUCCUUCGAUCGACAGCACUACAAUAUGUUGCGAAACAUGAAGCCCACAGAGAUAAUCUAUGAUUCCUUGAAGCGAGAGUAUGCAGCGCAUAUUCCUACGCCGGACUACGACAGCACCAUUGAGAAAAAGAUCAAGGAGAUUUACAGCAGCACACAGAGCAGCAUUCCCUCCGUGCCAACGCCCGACUACAGUUCGCUGAGUCGCAAAUCCUUGAAGCAAUUCCAACCGGAUUCACCCAUCUACAGACGCAAGUCGCCACAGUAUUUAAUCGUGGACUAUGAGACAGACAGUCUGGAGCGUCUAGAGCCGAGUAAACGCAAAAGUUCGCAUUCAUCCAGCUCACCCUCGUCUGAUGUCAGCUCACAGCUGAGCCCCAGUUUGAGCACAGCACUACCUCUAGAAGAGGAGAUGGAGAUCAGUCACACGGUCUACGAUCGACUCAAUGGGUUUCGCAAGGAGGGCGAGAUGAAGAAGCGUCUUGCGGGCAAGCAUCACCAACAUCAGCAUCACAAUCAUUCGCAGCGACACAAAGAAACCGCCGCAAGAAUCAAAUAUGAUACGCCCUUUCGCGGCAGCAUGACGAUCGAGGUGGAACAUGAGCCGCCGUCGGAUUUGGAGCGCACGGACAGCGAUCAGUUUGAACCAGAUACGCUGGAUCGUAAGCCGAAGAAGCAGAGUUUCUGUGACAUCAAUGCCUGGGACAAUCAUGGUCGCCAGUCGAGCAACGAUCAAUAUUCCGACCCCGACUACAAUCAGAUCAAUUCCCUGCCCGAUCUAAGUCGUCAGUUGACUCCAAACGAAAACAGCAAUGCCAACAGCAAGCCACGCACAGCCUCCUUCAUACUUCGAUCCUCGAACUCGUUUAGGAACCUACGAGAAAUCUACGAAUCGCCGCUGGCCGUGCAGGACAACUACAAGGAGAGUCAUGCGACGCAGAGACAACCAACCGAGGAGGAAGGUCGCAUCCUAACGCUAGAAGCGAAGCAUUCGCGGAGACAACGCGGUAUGGCCACCUCGCCCACACACUCCGUGGUGGAUGUGACUCGAGCGAGUGUAAACAAGACAACCAUUACCAUAUCUUCGCCAAAGCCAGCAGAAAAGUUAUCGACGUCAAAAGCAGACUCCAAUUCAACUGCCUAUGCACGUGGACAUCGACAGCCGCCGUCGCCGCCACGCCCCAAAUCCAAUCAGCACUACUGCGCGCCGCUUAUGCAGACCAAGCGUCCGCUGCCACCGCCACCGCCUUCGCCCAAUGAUCGCCUGGAAGAAGACAGCUACAGCAUGCACAGCGAAAUAACCGAGGUGACUGGCGUAUCUGACACCAUGGCGAACUCGGAGUUUGACAAUUCCUGCAACAACACCAUGUCUAGCGUGAUCUCUGCCAUGACAGAGCAGAGCAAAGGCAAAGCAUUCCCCGUGGAGCAGAAGAACCAACUGGACGCUUAUGGGGACGAUGCUAUGUAUGGCAAGAAGAUGAAUAGUCUGCGCAAUGACUACAGUCUCAACAAGUAUCUCAAUCGCCGCAAGUCGCAAAAACGCGACAGGGACAACAAUGAGAAUGAGCAUGAGCCGGAGCAGCUCAAGGUUUCAGAUGAGCUGGAGUCGAGUAACAAUAAUAAUCACAGCACAAAUAACAAUAAUACAAAGAACCUUAAGGACCUGGAUCUCAAUCAGUUUGACGCUCUGUCCAUUAGCUCUCGCUCGAAUCGAAGCAGCAGCCAUCUCUCGGAACGCACCAAGGAGAUGUAUCGCAAUGCCGGCGUUCCCGUGGGCAUUGCCUAUCCCCAGCGAGCUGCGAACAGCGGAGGUAGUAACUCCAACAGCACCUCCAAUACUAAUGGCAGUCCGAAUGCCAAUGCCAGUGUGAAUGUAAAUGUCAGCAAUGUGCAGACCGUUUAUCGCUGUGAAAUUGAGCCAGCGCAGCUGACAGCCGGCAUGCAGAUUGCCAUUGGUUUAAAAGACCGCGCUAAGAAGGCCAAGGAUCUGAAGAACGCCUGGCGCAAGUUCGUGACGAUGGCUGCCAACAAGUUCAGUCCCAGCCAAAGUCCUGCGCCAACAUAUGGCACCAAGACCUCAUCGGGUUUCUUGGAGGCACUGGAACGUGACGAUGGCAUCGCUUCCAUCAUCGAAGAUGCGGCGCCGCCAAGCACUGCGGUCCAACCGGGCAGUCAAAACUACUAUGAGCAGCGCUUUGGGCAGCUGGACAGUGGCUAUAUGAGCACCGACUCUACAGAGCUGUACAAACGCAACGUCUACGAUCGCUAUAACUUCAAGAUGAUGUCUGGACGAGGACAGAUCAUACGUGUGGAUACCAUCGAAGACAACGAAGAGGAGAGUACCAAUGGCAAUCGCUUAGAGAUGGAUGCCUCUCGUUUUGAGGAUCUGGAGCACAUGGUUUCACCCGGUAGUCGCACUUCAGCGAAUGCUGGUGAGGAUCUGAGCGACGCCGAGUCGGAUAAGACGCUCACACGCUCCCAAACCAAUGAACUGCAUGUUCGGGGAAGCACCACCACCAUGUCCUCGUAUUCCUCUGAAGACGAACAGCGGCGAGGUCACAGCACCUGUUGUGGAUCAUCGGAUGAGGAAACCAAUGCCGAAGACAUGUGGGAAUCGGGCGCAGAGAGCAUUGAAACCCACUCGGUGCUCUACAAGAUGAUACGCAAAACUUAGUAUUAAGGGACGUGCAAUAUAAAUAGAUUAUUUAUAUAUAUAUCUGAAUACCAUGAACGACUUCCAUUUAGCAUAAGAGACUUGAUCAAACAAGUGCAAUAACUUGACGAUUCUUGCCAAACCAUGAGGUGCAAUUCUAUAGUUUCUAAGUAAAAUUGAAUCUAAACAUAAGAGUAGCUAAGAUCACGGAUAUAUACGUACUAUAUUGAUGAAUAUAUUUAUUUUUAAGUAACAGUACGAAUUCCUUGGGAAGUGCAUUUGAUACCGCAAUAGCUACCCCAAGGGGUGACACAUCAGCGUUCUUCCCAUUAUCCUCGAAUCCUGUUCAAUUAAUAAUAAUACAUACCAUAAAGCCUUUUUCUAGAUUAUAGCUACUGUAUAGCUUACAUCGUAUCUCUUAGUUAUCAGAUGCGAAUUGUGAUAAAUAAUAGAAGUCUUGGGCCGGAAAUGUGCAAUCAAUAUGUUAGUCUCAUUAUACACUCUAAGUAUAUAUGUAAGUUAGUCUAAGCGAUUACCCAUUAGAUAAUAUAACCUUGAAUUUUUAAUAAAGAA